Messenger RNA from Dioscorea cayenensis subsp. rotundata (Guinea yam), 1157 nucleotides. RefSeq names its product clavaminate synthase-like protein At3g21360. Bases 16 to 990 code for a protein of 324 amino acids. Gene Ontology annotation, molecular function: oxidoreductase activity. The transcript has 3 exons. NCBI's taxonomy places the organism in Eukaryota, Viridiplantae, Streptophyta, Magnoliopsida, Dioscoreales, Dioscoreaceae. The record is from RefSeq and is a predicted model, not a curated record.
GAGAGAGAGAGAGAGAUGGAGUUUGUGAAAGGGAGCAUAGAAGGAGAGAAGGAGUUCAAUGGAAAAGUGUUUCCUUUAACUCUGGUUCCUCCUCAAAGGAAUGAUAUAAAAAACAGUUGGAAAGAUUUGGUGGAGAUGGUGAAGAAGGGGAAGGAGAAGCUUUCAGAGUGUUUGAGUGAUCAUGGUGCCAUACUUUUCAGAGGAUUCAAGGUGGAGAGUGGUGAAGAGUUUGAGAAGGUGGUAGAGUCCUUUGGAUGGGAUGAGUUCCCUUAUGAAGGUGCUGCUGAUAGGAACAAAGUGGCUUCUAGAAUCUACACUGCUAAUGAAGCCCCUCUUCAUGUUUUCAUUAACUUUCACCAUGAGAUGGCUUUGAUAAGGAAGUUUGCACCGAAAAUUUUCUUCUAUUGUUUGGAACCGGCGCCGGAAGGUGGGGAGACGGCAAUAGUGAGGAGUGAUGUGAUAGUGGAGGAGAUGGAAAAGAAGGUGCCGGAGGUGGUGGAGAAGCUCACCGGAGAGGGAUUCAAGUUUGUUCUUCAUACAAAGGUUCCUUAUAAGCAUGGCAAUCAUGAUGGCUUAGAUGAUACUAAUACUACAGUGUGGCAACGCAUGCUUAAAACCAAGGACAAGCUUGAAGCUCAAAAGAGGGCGUUGGAGACACUUGCAUGCAAUGCAGUGAAGUUCAAUGAGGAUGGAACGGCAGAGUUCACUUACGGUCCAAUGAACCCAAUCAAAGAGUUCAACGGGAAAAGGGUCUGGUUCAACACCAUACUUGGUUACCAAACCUCUGAACGUGAUGGCCGUGUUAGUUUCACCGAUGGGACCUCGAUACCGACCGCCGCCACCGACACAUACUCCGCCGUGCUCGAGGCCAAUUGUGUCGACAUCAAGUGGUUGAAGGGAGACGUGCUCUUGGUCGACAACCUUGCCGUGCAGCAUGCCCGCCGUGUCGGCAAGCCACCCCGUUCCAUUCACGUCUCCCUCUGCAUCUAAUGUCUUCACCACCACAAUAUAUAUAUAAUUGUGGUCUAUCAAUCUAUCUAUUUAUCUAUUUAUCUAUCUAUUUGUUUGGCGCGCAUGUUUCUUUUUUCAUCAACUAGUCUCCUUGCCACCCUUUAUAAAUAUUUAUUAAUUAUUAAUAUUAUUGUGAUUGGAUGAUU